Nymphalis io (European peacock) is the source of this 2556-nucleotide messenger RNA. RefSeq names its product GRIP and coiled-coil domain-containing protein 1 (gene GCC88). Gene Ontology annotation, cellular component: Golgi apparatus. The record is from RefSeq and is a predicted model, not a curated record. The transcript is spliced from 13 exons. Lineage: Eukaryota; Metazoa; Arthropoda; Insecta; Lepidoptera; Nymphalidae. Bases 110 to 1975 code for a protein of 621 amino acids.
GAAAUACACUUUUGUUAUAUUGACUGCUCGCGAAUAACUUUCAUCUAGAUUUUGAUUAAUAGUAUAUAGAUAUUUUUUAAACAUUGUCUCUUUGACUCUUUAAAAUAUAAUGGAAUCGUUAUCAAAACAGGAACUAAUUUCAACAAUAACGAAACAGGCAGAUCAAAUUAAGCGAUACGAAGCUCGACUAAGAGAUGUUGUUGCUGCAUAUAAAGGUCUUGCUAAGGAAAAAGAAGCCCUGGAGAUAAGUUUGAAGGCCUUGAAUAGGACAGAAAAUAAUGAAGAUGCUUCAAAAGAUUCCGUAACUGCUCUAACAUUGUCACUAUCUACGCUAUCAGCGGAAAAAGCACGAAUGGAAGAGGCUUUCCAGAAUGAUAAAAAACUGACAAGGGAAAAGUAUGAAAACAUGUUGGCUUCAACAAGGGAAGAAACAAAAACUUUGGUUCAACAGCAUUUAACGGAAGUUGGUAAUCUUAAAGCUAAGAUUGCUUAUGAAAUUCAAGAACGCGAGAGAGAGAGGGCUGAUCAUGCUGCAAUGCUGAAGGAGUUACAUGUGAAACUAAAUUCCGAGAGAAAAACUAAAGAGAAGCUAGAAGAUAAAGUUGUACAUAAUACAGAAGCACAAGCAUCUCAAGCAGAAUUAGAGAAGCGAGUUCGUGAUUUGAACAGCUCGCUAGAAGCAUCCCAGAGGAGAUUACAAAGGGCUGAAGCGAGGACGGUCGAAACGCCGGCUCUGCUUGUUAGACUUCAACAAAAACUGGCUUUGUUGGAACAAUCGCAUUCCAUCGCUAUACGAGAGGAACAAAUAAAAGCAAAACGCGCUGAAGAAUCGGCACGUAAAAUAUGCGCAAGACAAGAGGAAAGAGUUGCGCUGCUCGAAGGGAAACUGGCAGAGCUGUCGCAAACUAUCGGCGAAUACGACUUACUCCGGAGACGAGACCAGCAGCUCAUCCAGCAGCUCAGGGACUCGCUCAACGGAAGAUUGCUUGAUAAAAUGGCCAGUAGCGGAAUCGAUGAAAAUCAAAUAAGCGAAACUGACAACGAGAAAUUAGCGGACAGCGAAUAUCUUCAAACACUAAUAGACAAAAUACAUAUACUUAAAAAGGAGUUGAUAGCGGAAAAUGAAAAACUCGGCAAUCCGAUAGAUCUGACAGCGGUGUUCAAAUUGGAUGGUUACGAGAAUAUUCAUAGUAAAUGUCGACUGGAGUUGGAGAAUUUGAAAAUUGAAUUCGAGACUUAUAAACUACAAAAUGCUAAGGUUAAAGAGAGUGGACAAGAAGUAGAGAGCGAGAUGGAAGAUCUGAAGAGUGAGUUGGCGGUGUUGAAGGAGAAGGUCGAAACUUAUAUAUUGUUGCUGGAGGACGAAAAGCAGGACAAAGUUGACUGCUUGAGACUUCAUGAAGAGAAAUUAAAAUCCGAAAAAGAGUACCAUAAAGAGGUCGUAUCCGAUCUGAAAACAAGAAUACAGAGUCUCGAAAAACAAGUUCAGACACAACGUGACAGAUACGCAACGUUACUUGAAGAAACUGAUAAUUACAUAAGAUCGAGAAACGAUCGCUCGAGGAAAGUUAGUACCGAAGAAGGGAACUGGAAGGACGGUCAUGGAGUUUUAAAUGACGGCACGGCCCCCCCGCACAUGUUGCACUACGCGCACGAGCUGGCGAGGAAGGAUCUCGACAUCACACAACUGAGGCGGGAGAAGCACAUUCUAGAAGGACAGUUUAGAGAUUGCCAGCGUGAAGGGACGAUUGAGAAGGAACGAUUUAAAGAAGUGAUAAGAACACUGAAGGAAGAAAUUGACAGGCUUAUAAGGAUCCAAUCAAGGGAAGGAGCGAAUUUAGAAUAUUUGAAGAAUGUGGUUAUGGCGUACCUAAUGUCGAGCGAUUACGCGGGACGGAAGCACAUGUUGAACGCCAUAGCUGCUGUGUUACAUUUCACUGAUAAUGAAAGGAAAAUAGUCUUUAACACCUUAUAAAUAAGGGUUGUUUUAAGGCAUCUUCAAUAUCUUUCUUUUUGAUACGUUUACUAAUUUGUCAGCGACUUCGUCUGUAAAAAUCAUAUUUGUGUGUUUUUGUUAUUUCCAAUAAAAUGAUAAUAAAAUUUAUAAAUGCACUUUUAGCACCUAAUUGACCUCAACAGUGUACUAUUUUUAAUGCCAUGACGCGAAAUAAUAAUCUUUUCACUACUUCAUCCCAGUUAGUUAACUUAGAAUCGAGAAGGUGCAUAAGAAAAAAUGUAAAUCUUAACUUUGAAGUUCGUAGGUUAUAAUCCUGGAGACACCAAGGAGUUUUUUAUGUAAAAAAAUAAUAAUAACUCGUACCCAGUUAAUGAAAGAAUUGUGACAAAUCAUUCUUAUCGGAUAUACCAAUCCAGUUGUGUGGUGAUAUAAGUGCUAAAUUUUCUGCUUAGCAAAAUGAGUUUUUAACUCCAUUUUACUUUUACAUGAACGUUAGUGUGAAUAAAAACGGUAUUAGCGUUGUUUAUUUAUAGAAUAGAUUGUAAGUGUCCUUUGGUUGAAUUAUAUUUUAACGUUAUAUUAAAUUAUUUUACUAUUAA